CAUUUUGAGGGGCAAUUCCCAGAAGCCUCAGUCAGCUGAGGCAAUUCAGGAUGCAGGAGGAGCAAAAUCAUGGAGUUGGAGAGGAAAAUGCUACCCUUGGGGAGCAGGAGCCAAGGGCUGGGCAGCAAAAAUGAGGGACUGGGAGCAAAGCACAAUCUUUGACCCAUAUGAGAGCCAGUGGCCUGAAUCCUCAGCUGAAGAAGCAAAGCGGCUAAAGGGCAGCAUUGGUGGGGUUUGGCUCUUUUUUUGUGUUGUGGGUCAGCUCAAGCCUUUUUCCUUUGCAUCUUGCAGGAGGCUCUGGAGAUGUUGCUCUCAGGGGGUCCUCCAACAGCUCAAGGCCAUCCCUUGGCUGAUUAUCAUUAUGCAGGCUCUGAUAGAUGGACACCUGAGGAGAAGGAGGCCUUCCAAAAGGCUUUCCACACCUACGGCAAGGAUUUCCAUCUCAUCCAGAAGCAGAUCCCGAGUAAGACUGUGGCACAGUGUGUGGAGUACUACUACUGCUGGAAAAAAGAGCAGAAACUUGCCAGCAGCACUCUUGCUCAGGGAGUUUGAAACCAUCAAGGAGAGGAACAAGCACAGGAGAAGACAUCGCCCACGCAAGGAUGCACAGCCUCUCCCCAAGAAGAAAAGGCCAAAUUAGCCCUGCAUUUGCCCCAGGCUAACAAGAGUUAUGCGUCUGCAGGACUAGAUAGAAAUAAGAUUGUUUUUCAAGUUUUUAGGAUUGUUUAUUCUUCUAUUAGUUUACAUGAUAGGAAUCCCUCUGUUUAUUAGCUAAGAUAUAUAUAAGAUAUAUAACUAUUAUUAAAGAUGUAUUAUUAGUGUUAGAUUUAGCAAUAAAUGUUUGGUGUUUGGUGUUUCUA
Molecule: messenger RNA, 860 nt
Organism: Passer domesticus (house sparrow)
Lineage: Eukaryota; Metazoa; Chordata; Aves; Passeriformes; Passeridae
Product: zinc finger protein 541-like
Exons: 4
Coding region: 304-552 (82 amino acids)
Biological process (GO): negative regulation of DNA-templated transcription; regulation of transcription by RNA polymerase II
Cellular component (GO): transcription regulator complex; histone deacetylase complex
Molecular function (GO): transcription corepressor activity
Source: RefSeq, a predicted model, not a curated record